Messenger RNA from Trematosphaeria pertusa, 1766 nucleotides. RefSeq names its product MFS general substrate transporter. Lineage: Eukaryota; Fungi; Ascomycota; Dothideomycetes; Pleosporales; Trematosphaeriaceae. Gene Ontology annotation, molecular function: transmembrane transporter activity. The transcript is spliced from 9 exons. Bases 124 to 1713 code for a protein of 529 amino acids. The record is from RefSeq and is a predicted model, not a curated record. Gene Ontology annotation, biological process: transmembrane transport.
UCGUUGAUAAAGCCUGUGAUUUCUCUCUCCAUGACUCCGCCCGAAGCGAGCAAAGACUCUGCUUGGUUUUGGUCCUGGGUCUCUACUUCGUAUCCAAAUUGAUCGUGGCGUCUAGUCUUCAAGAUGCGCUUCCUGUCGCUGAGGGAUUUGGAUCAGACGGAGGGCACAGUGCAGCUGCAGAAAACAUCCACCGACGACAAUGGGAAAACUAACAUCGUCCUCGUCCCCGCGCCUUCGAGAACCGAUCCAAACGAUCCCCUCCGCUGGCCACGAUGGAAGAAGCACGUGGCAUUUACCUCCGUCUGCGCCUUCACCUUCCUGACCAACUACGCCAUCGGCGGCCUAGCCCCAGCCUUCUACAUCCUCUCCAUCGAAUUCUCGCAGACCAUGACCUCAACCUCGCACCUCCUGCUGUACCCAAUUCUCGUGCUCGGGCUGUUCAAUUUCUUCUGGGUGCCACUAGCGAACUACUUCGGGAAGCGCCCCGUCUUCGUGUUCGCGUCACUGCUCUUGUGUCUCUGCUACGUAUGGGGCGCCGUCGCAACGAGCUUCAAGAGCCUGCUUUGGUCCAACAUCAUCGCGGCCUUUGCGGGGUCGUCCACGGAAGCACUCGGUGCCGCAAUCGUCAACGACUUGUAUUACCUACAUGAACGUGGGUCCAAAAUGGGAAUCUAUAUGAAUGCCAUUUCGGGUGGUAAUACCCUCGGCCCUUUGAUUUGCGGCUUCGUCGUUCAGAGCCUCGGAUGGCGUUGGCAUAAAUGGAUUGCUGUUAUUCUUACUGCCGUGAAUUUCGUCGCCGUUCUCCUCUUCGUGCCUGAAACGAGGUACCAUCGCGAUGCGACGACACCAGGUAUCAGCAACAAUAUAUCGGCCUCGACAUCGGAAGAGGCGGUUGAUAUUGAGAAAGCCGUAUCUACGGGUGUGACAGCAAUUCGGCGCACAUCCGACGAACAGAUUCCCCAAGUGCCCAAAAAGACCUUCGCCCAAGACUUGAAGCUCUGGUCAGGAACGCCUCCUACGAAUCUUUUCAAGAUGUUCAUCAGGCCGUUUCCAAUGAUAGCGUAUCCAGCCGUCAUCUACUCAUUCCUAUGCUAUUCGAUUUCGCUUGUCAUAGUGGUGGCGGUCAACAUUCUGAAUUCAUUCGUGCUACAAGCUCCUCCUUAUAAUUGGAGCCCGCAGAUCAAUGGCCUUAUCAAUAUCCCUGGCCUUCUGGGUAAUCUCUUUGGCGCAUGGGCUGGCGGUGACCUUGUCGACAUGUGGUGCGCCUGGCGAACCAAGAAAAACAAGGGUAUCUUUGAGCCCGAGAGCCGCUUAUACCUGCUCAUCAUCCCGUUCUUCUUGACGUCUGCGGGUUGCGUGCUUUUCGGCUAUGGCGUCCAGAACACAAUGUCUUGGGUGGCACUCUUCUUCGGAUAUGGCAUGAUAUCUGUCGCACUGACAGCAACGCCGACGAUAACCAUGGCGUAUGUCAGCGACUGCGCACUACCGGUUAACUCAGACGCUUUAUUGCUUGUGAAUGGUCUGAAAAACGUGGUGGCAUUUGGCUUUCUGUAUGGUGUCGUACCCUGGGUAGAGGAGGUAGGAUAUGUUGAUUGCUUCGGAACGAUGGCGGGGAUCUUUGUAGCUAUUGUUGGCAUCGGCGCGAUGCUGCUGAUCUUGUACGGUGCGAGGGUACGCCACGCUACUGCGAAAUGGCAAGUGAUCCUGGAUUAGCCACAUCAGAAGGUCAGAAACGGGAAAGGACUAUUUCAGAAUGGGAGGAAAGG